Messenger RNA from Chiloscyllium plagiosum (whitespotted bambooshark), 2481 nucleotides. It is a transcript of the gene dio3a, whose product is annotated as iodothyronine deiodinase 3a. Gene Ontology annotation, biological process: thyroid hormone metabolic process. Lineage: Eukaryota; Metazoa; Chordata; Chondrichthyes; Orectolobiformes; Hemiscylliidae. The record is from RefSeq and is a predicted model, not a curated record. Gene Ontology annotation, molecular function: thyroxine 5'-deiodinase activity.
CCGUGGCGGUUCGAUCACAGCAGCAGGGAGGCACUUGCUACCUGGGAAGGGGAGGGCGGAGGCUCGAAAUUACAAACCAACCAUGAAGCUCCUGAAGGAGCUGGUGGCUGUGUUCAUCCUGUUACCCCGCUUUCUCAUCACCGCCUUCAUGCUGUGGCUCCUCGAUAUCCUGUGCCUCCGAAAGCGGCUGUUGUCUAAGAGUAGGCAACAGAGCGAAGGAAAUGUCGAUGAUCCUCCCCUGUGUGUCUCGGACACAAACCGAAUGUUUACGCUGGACUCCCUCAGAGCGAUCUGGUACGGCCAGAAACUGGACUUUUUCAAAUCCGCCCACGUGGGCUCACCGGCUCCCAACCCUGAGGUGGUGCAGCUCCGGGACGAGAGCACGGUCCGGCUGCUGGACUAUAGCAGCGGCGGCAGACCACUCAUUCUCAACUUUGGCAGCUGCACCUGACCCCCUUUCAUGGCGCGUCUUAAAUCCUUCCAGAGGCUCGCCGCCCAGUAUGCUGACAUUGCAGACUUCCUCCUGGUCUACAUUGAGGAAGCCCACCCUUCUGACGGCUGGAUCAGCACCGAUGCCCCGUAUGACAUCCCAAAGCACCGCUCCCUGCAAGACCGCCUGAAAGCUGCCAGUCUGAUGGACAGAGAGAACCCUGGCUGCCUUGUGGUGGCCGACACCAUGGACAACUCUUCCAACGCUUCCUACGGCGCUUACUUUGAACGGCUGUAUGUCGUCCAGAACCAGAAAGUCGUGUAUCAAGGAGGGAGGGGGCCAGAAGGAUACAAGAUCUCCGAACUCAGAAUGUGGCUUGAGCAGUAUACAAACCAGAGCCACAAUCCCGGCACUGUCCUGGUUGAAGUGUGAAUGAACUAAAUGCACUGAACUCGUAGAAAGGUUUAAUAUAUUUUGAAAACAAUUCUUCCUCCCUACUAUUUACCGCAAUGUUUAUGACUGGUUAACGAACUGGUGAAACAAGUGCUAACGUGUAAUGUACGGUUAAUAUGACCUUGAUGUAUAUUUGUAAAUACUCUGUGAAAUACUAUGUAUUUUGUGUGUGUGUGUGUGUGUGUGUGUUUCUAAAGCGAUUUACCUGACUUGAAAAGAGAAUUUACUGUAUAGUGAGAAUUCGCACAUGUUCUUGACACUUCUUUGUGAAAGCCGGUUUCGAAAUGGCUUUCUGCCAGGAAACCGCGCCUGAUGUGACAAGUGUCCGGGAUACGGUGGAUUUUGUGUCUGAUCAGUAUUGUAUUGGGUUUGAUGAAAACAAGUGUUUCGAAAUCGCGGGCUUUGUAUAUAAUCGCAUAUCUGCAUUCUUUUGAAAUCAACCAUUUUUAAUACAUUUUAUAGUAAAUGUUCAAAAAAAAGCGAGGAUUGUGGUUCAUUACUCCGUAAUUUAAGGUUUGGUUCUAUUUGGUUUUGGAUGUGGAUAAGCGGGAAAGGAACAGGUCCUACCAACUAGGAGAAACUGAGGACUGCAGAUGCUGAGUCGAGAGUGUGGUACUGGUAAAGGUCAGGCAGCAUUGGAGGAGCAGGAGAAUCGAUGUUUCGAGCAUAAGCCCUUCAUCAAGAUGCUGCCUGACCUGCUGUGCUUUUCCAGGUCCUACCAAGUGUCAAGAUCAGUUUAACACGGGUCAACAUUAUUUCAGGAGCAGGUCUUCUGGAUGCUCUACCUCUGCCCCUACGGAAUCUUUUUACUAUCCCUUCUUACCUGGAAAAGCUUACAUGACCUAACAUUUCUGAACAUACGAAAUUGGCCGGUCGGAGCAAACGGCUGGUCCGACCAGCCUGCACCACAUCUUGUUCAUCUCUUCCUACCUAUGUAGUCCCCAAAAAGAGACAAAGGACAGUACAAUCUAGGUUCAAUGGGGUCCACUAAGUGGAAAAUUCCUCUCUUAACCUCCCCCCCCCCCCCCCCCCACACACACACACACCCCGCGCGGACACUAAGCAGUCAAAAACAACCCAGGCCGACCACAUGGACCAAGUUGUUAUCUAUAAAGAUAUUGUUCCUCUGUUAAUAUUGACAUUUUCCAUGCACUCUAUUGUCAAGUUCUGGUCAUCCUUUAAGCAAGUUCGAAGAUAAUCAUAGUAUCCCCACAAUGCGGAAGCAGGCUAUUCGGCCCAUCGAGAGAUGGGUAGAUGGUCAGACAGCUUAAAUGACAAAAAGUUUCAUAGUGAGAGUGCAAAGGGAAUAGGACAAGAUAGAAGAUGCUUCAUUCCUGAUGAAGGCCCUUGCCCGAAACAUCGAUUCUCCUGCUCCUCGGAUGCUGCCUGACCUGCUGAGCUUUUCCAGCACCACACUCUCGACUCUGAUCUCCAGCAUCUGCAGUCCUCACUUUCUCAUAAUUACGUUUGUCGCGUCUUCUAAUGUUAUAGAGCAUUUACUUAUAAUGUUGAAUAAUAUAAAACUGUCAAUGUUCACCAUGGCAGCCUGGAAUAAGUGCAAAGAAAUGAAUAAACUAUAAAUAAGUUUAAUGUUAAAA